Messenger RNA from Cantharellus anzutake, 798 nucleotides. RefSeq lists its product as uncharacterized. The coding region runs from base 1 to 798 and encodes 265 amino acids. The record is from RefSeq and is a predicted model, not a curated record. Lineage: Eukaryota; Fungi; Basidiomycota; Agaricomycetes; Cantharellales; Hydnaceae. The transcript has 7 exons.
AUGGCCCAGCCUGCAUCAACAGCUGCUUAUCGAACCAAGUCCACUACACACUCGGUGCCUGCUCUGUCAUGUGUGGCCGGGGCCACUUUCGGAACUGUUAGCCUCAUUCGCUCAACCGACAUGUUAUCGCAAAUCGUUUUUGCUGCUAUCACAUCCCUCUCAAUCCUCGGCUACAUUAUCCUGCGACCUGGUGGUCCAGAUCUCACUAAGACUGCUCGCCAAAACCAGUACGAUGCUAGUGUCCUGGCUCGCAGCAGCCAGAAGCUUUUGGUCGCGAUGGCCACAUCUUUAGCAGGGCCAGACCGCACGAAGUGGGAAGAAGUCAUGGAGGACGUAGAUGUCUGCACCGCCGAGUUCCCUGAGGAUGUCAAACAUGAUAUCCGUCAGGCGGGAAAAAUCAUGGCUGCCGCUAACUGGGUUGUAGAGAGAUUUGAGAAUCGCAGCGCUGUUGGAAGGUGGUAUCAUCAGGACAGCGAUGCUAACCAGAUCUAUCAGGCCUCCAAGUGCUUACGAGAAAUAUCGGAUGCAUUGAAGGGCUGGGAUGUCGUGAAGUUGGAGGCAUUAGUUCGUUUGUUCCGUGUUAUUUCUGCCGCUUGCAUGACAUGCACGGUAUCUGUAUUACAAUUUCAAGCUACGGAAUCAGCAGCUGAGAGAGGGAGAGAGGUGGAAGAGUCGGUUUCAUUCCAGGCGGGCAUCCCACAACCUCAAGGCAAGGAAGAUCGGAUAGUUACGGCUAGAGUGCAUGGCCAGCACACAUGUCUGGCGCCGCGCUUGCAGCUGCGUGCUUCGCAAAGGUGA